Molecule: messenger RNA, 2852 nt
Organism: Oncorhynchus nerka (sockeye salmon)
Lineage: Eukaryota; Metazoa; Chordata; Actinopteri; Salmoniformes; Salmonidae
Gene: pitpnc1a
Product: phosphatidylinositol transfer protein cytoplasmic 1a
Biological process (GO): phospholipid transport
Cellular component (GO): cytoplasm
Molecular function (GO): phosphatidylinositol transfer activity; phosphatidylinositol binding
Source: RefSeq, a predicted model, not a curated record
GCGAAGUAAAGAGGGAGUGCUGAAUGUUGCAAUAGAGUAUCGUCACUUUACCGCCAGACAGCAGCAUCAUCUUGAUGAUGUAGCCGAACAACAACAGCAAACUCGCCAAUUUUGAUUUGGGACCAACGUGGCUCAAUUCAGAGCUCACUGUGUGCUGGCUUUGUCCGGGACGUUAGCGCUGCCACACGACACUUCGGAUGAGUCUUGGAUAGUGCUCAGAGGAAUAUAGCCUAGAGUUCAUCACCGUUUUUGUAAUGCUUUUAUUUUACAACUAAUAUUACCAUCAGAAGCGUUGCUGAUCUUUACCGUGCCAAUUAUUUAGCUAAUGGGUCGUUUUAGUGGAUGUUCCCUCAUGAUAUCAGUGAGAAGAUGACUGCAUUUACUUUGCUCUGCUCGGUCGUGUGAUUGCAGUGGGAUAGCGGACGCUCACAUUCAACGCUGGACUGAGAUAGCAUAGUUGUUCUAAUCAAAUAUAAAGAUUGUUUAGUUUUUUUAUCAGUCUCGUGCUUAUCUUUGAUGACAAUUGCCUAGCGCUGGCAUAAGUUUGAGUUGCCAUAGACCGCCAAAAGACAUAGAACCUAAACGUCGUUUCAACUUCUAGUCGUUUUUUUGACAACAGUCUUGACGGAGGAAGAAUAUGUUGAUGAAGGAAUAUAGAAUAUGUAUGCCGCUCACUGUGGAAGAGUACAGGAUUGGCCAGCUGUAUAUGAUCAGCAAGCACAGCCAUGAGCAGAGUGAGCGUGGAGAAGGAGUGGAGGUGGUGCAGAACGAACCCUACGAGGACCCCACACAUGGACAGGGACAGUUCACAGAAAAACGGGUCUACCUCAACAAUAAGCUCCCUAGCUGGGCCAGGGCUGUGGUCCCUAAAAUCUUCUAUGUGACAGAGAAGGCCUGGAACUACUACCCCUACACCAUCACAGAGUACACUUGCUCCUUUCUGCCAAAGUUCUCCAUUCACAUAGAGACCAAGUAUGAGGACAACAAAGGCAGCAAUGACAAUAUCUUUGACAGCGAGCCCAAAGGGGAGGAGGAGAUAGAGGUGUGCUUAGUGGAUAUCGCCUACGACGAGAUCCCAGAGCGCUACUACAAGGAGUCUGAGGACUUGCGGUACUUUAAAUCAGAGAAGACAGACCGGGGUGUUCUGCAGGAGGGCUGGAUCGACAACCAGGAACCCAUCAUGUGCUCCUACAAACUGGUGACAGUCAAGUUCGAGGUGUGGGGUCUUCAGACACGGGUGGAGCAGUUUGUACACAAGGUUAUCCGUGACGUCCUGCUCCUAGGACACAGACAAGCCUUUGCCUGGGUGGAUGAGUGGAUUGAAAUGACCAUGGACGAGGUGAGAGAGUACGAGCGGGCCACCCAGGAGGCCACCAACCGUAAGAUCGGCCCCUUCCCCCCAUCCAUCUCCAUCACCGAGACCCCCUUGGCCUCAGUGGCCCGCAACGGGCCCUCCAGCGCCCCCUCCACCCUCUCCACGGAGCCUCCAGAGUACCUCUCCGUGCCCAAGGACCGACCCAGGAAGAAGUCAGCCCCAGAGACCUUGACCCUCCCCGACCCCAAUCGCAGGGACUCAGGCUUCAGGCUGGCUAGCAUCUUCUCCUGGGGCUCAACCCCUAGCCCCCAGCCUGAAUGAGAGGGGGACCCAUAGGUGUGGUAUACACCUAUCUACAUUCAGGGAGUGGCCAUUUUGUCCCCUAGACAACUUAUGUAAAAGGGAGUGUUGUUCACAGACCUCCUGUAACUUGGUGGUGUGGUAAACGCCUCUCCACAGACAGUUGCUGGUAUCACCCUGAAGCCAGCUACUGUCACCAACUAACCGUGUCUUGGUCUGCUUUUGCAGAGAGAGAGUCAGUCUGAUCACCACGCAACACUUGGAGAGGAGUCUCAAGGCACACACCAAAUACAUGUACGCGCAAACACACACUCACGCACAUACACACACACACACACACACACUGAGUGUCUUUUAAAAACCUCUUGAACCUCUCCAUUGGUCCCAUCAAAACACAGCAACCAGCACCAUCUACCAGCCAGAAAGCUCAUGUGGAGGUCAAUUAUAGUCUGAUUUAAUUUAGUUCACAUUCCUCUGAAUACUUUGCUUCUCUUCAGUGUCUCAGUCCUCUUUCAUCUCAGUUGAUACUGUAUCUCAGGGUUUGUUACCUAGAUACACAGAGAUCUGAUAAAUAGACUCUUCAAUCAGCACACUCAAUCUUUCUUCAUAUGGAUAUAAAUGUGUGGGAUGAUCAAACUCAUUUCCUCCUCUCUCCUUGCAGUCAAGCCCUCUUAUUGGUUGGAAAUUGACGCCAUGUAAUUUCAGAUGUAAUUGUGUGUUGGUUGUUAUUCAUGGUUUGUUGUAGGUCGCUGUGUAAAACGGUGGAUUUCAGGAGAGUGUUAUUUUAUCCUGUGUUUUGUAAAUAUGUAUAUUUAAGAGUUACCUAUAGUAAAAAUGCUGAACUCAUUGAUGUCUUUCAAUGCUAUGGAAUUGCUGUAAUCUCUGCAUUGGAGAGAGAGAAAGAGGUCUGUGUAGAGCUCUAAGGUGGAGGCGUUCUCUUUCUGAAUCUGAAUUCUGUUGGUAUGGUUUUGUUGGCCAUGGUGCCCUUUAAAAGACAUAUAGAAAAAUGCAUGGUCUGAAUAUCCAGCUUUUCUUUUAAACUGGGGAGAAAAUGUACCUUUGAAAUGUCUGUCUUCUAUACUGUAGGGGGCUUGUCCUUUGCUUGUUACAUACUACGACAGGACAAAACAUCUGAUCAAUGUUGGGAUUUGGCUUUUAGGGAUGAUUUAAGUCAUGAAUUUGCAAUCAUGUUGUUGUUGUGUUUUAUAGCAAAUCAAUAAAUGACAUAUUGCUCAAA